AAAACGCCCAUCAUUGAUCGCGAUGUCCUCCGUCACAUGUGCAGCCAAUCCUGCGUUUGAGGCCGACGCGAGCAAAGAUGAAAAAAUCGUAACGUCGCACGCAGAGUUUACCCUCAGCCCGUCUAACGCUGACGCCGAUGCUCAGGAGUCGCGGAGGAUAUUCAGAGAUGUCUGCUGCGUGGCUGCAGGUUUUUUCCUGCUCUUUACAAGCUACCAGUCCAUGGCGAACCUCCAGUCAUCGAUUAAUAAGGAAUACGGCACAAUCGCUCAGUCUAUUAUCUACGCAACACUGUUGCUCUCAUCGUUGUUUCUACCAACGUUGGUCAUAUCACAGUUAGGCGCGCGCAACACCAUCGCCGUAUCUAUGCUAGGCUACUCGCUCUACACCGCCGCGCAGUUCUACCCUACAGCUUACACUCUGAUACCUUCUGCCGCGAUACUUGGCCUAGCUGCAUCACCGCUCUGGUCUGCUAAAUGUACUUACUUAAACCUGGCUGCCCAGCGUUACGCCAAAUUGACUGGACAAAACAGAGAAGUCGUGGUAACGAGGUUUUUCGGGAUAUUCUUCGCAUUUUUCCAAAGCACCCAAGUGGUUGGAAACCUCAUAUCCUCCCUUGUAUUAACACAAGAUUCCGUUUGGGUAAACUCCACGGACCCUGCACUGCUGAGAUGCGGAGCUACGUUCUGUCAUGAAGAAAGUGCAAGCAAUGCUUCGUUGAUCAAAGAUAUUAGCGACACCCAGCGCUACACCAUGUCUGGCAUAUACCUAGCCUUCGCCUUGGCUGCUUCGGCCUUCAUCAUGGCAUUUGUCACGCCACUUAGUAGGCACUGCGACGAUGCAGUGGUGCGGUCAUCCACAGGCCGCAGCCCCACGCAGCAACUCCUUGCAACGCUCAGGCACCUGCGCAACCCGCAGCAAAUUCUCAUCAUUCCGUUCACGUUUUGGUCCGGCCUUAUGCAAGCUUUCUUAUCCGCCGAAUUUACGGCUGCGUACGUGUCAUGCGGUCUUGGAGUGUACAUGGUGGGCUACACGAUGAUCUGCUUCGGUGUGUUCGACGCGUUGUUCUCGUACUGCUGUAGCCCUAUGGUCAAGAGAGUGGGGCGAGUUCCCAUCUUUUGCUUCGCUUCGCUGCUACACUCUUGUCUCAUUGCCGUGCUGUUCCUAUGGGUGCCAAACCCUGAGCAAAUGUACGUCUUUUUCGUCAUCCCGGCCUUGUGGGGGAUUUGUGAUGCAGUGUGGCAGACGCAGAUGAACGCUCUGUACGGCGUCAUCUUCCCAGAGGACUCAGAAGCAGCGUUCAGCAACUACAAGCUCUGGGAGUCGUCAGGCUUCAUAGCUGCCUACAUCUGCAGCAACUUGAUAUGUGUUACUGCCAAGCUUUACAUACUGGCCGGCAGCCUUGCUCUUGGUUUCAUAGGUUACGUUUUCAUUGAAAUAUUUGAAUAUAGAAAGAAUAAACUUUCUUAACGAUGUCAGUUCAAUUUAAUUUUAAAGUUACUGUAAUAUCAGGUGUCUAUAUAUAUAUAUUCAUGUGUAGUGGCAAGUUAAAACAUAAAGAUUUACUGCAUUAUUGUGAAUUUUUCAACAAAUAGUUUACCAGGUUUUCAACUGAAACGAUCAUGUUGGAUUGAAGCUGAUAUAUAACUCUAUUGAUGUAAAAAAAUUUAGAUCGCUGUUAUAAUUUUAGAUUUUUC
Messenger RNA from Hyalella azteca, 1695 nucleotides. RefSeq names its product UNC93-like protein. The transcript has 8 exons. NCBI's taxonomy places the organism in Eukaryota, Metazoa, Arthropoda, Malacostraca, Amphipoda, Hyalellidae. Gene Ontology annotation, biological process: regulation of potassium ion transport; regulation of muscle contraction. Gene Ontology annotation, molecular function: potassium channel regulator activity. The record is from RefSeq and is a predicted model, not a curated record. Gene Ontology annotation, cellular component: striated muscle dense body; plasma membrane. The coding region runs from base 23 to 1468 and encodes 481 amino acids.